Messenger RNA from Danaus chrysippus (African queen), 507 nucleotides. The record is from the annotation of a GenBank genome assembly. Lineage: Eukaryota; Metazoa; Arthropoda; Insecta; Lepidoptera; Nymphalidae.
AUGAAAGACCCGAGCUUAAAAAUAGGAGCAAAGAUGUUUUUGGAUUGGGCUAUGGUGUCUGUACUAUUUGUAACAUUCCGCUGGGGUCUCCUGGAGAAGAAGAUGUUAGCCAACCUCCACCGUCUGCAGGCCACCACCUGUACGUGGCUGGUGCAGGUAGUGGCACGUGCUACCAUUGUCGGUAAUUACGAACCAAACACUAUGAUGCAAAUAGACAUGCCACUCACCACCCCACCGCCAGAUACAUUGAGAUGCAUUCCAGAGUUUGUAUUGGAGAAUGUUGUUGUAUUGAUAACAAAGUCCCGUCGUACUGUGGGCACUAUCACCGACGAAGCGGACAUGGCCGGGUUAUUACAACCUGCCCUCACGCUUGUAUUAACAUACAUGGGUGAUUCAACACGAAUAUACAACCCGCAUUUGAGGAUACGUUUGGCUGAAUGUCUGGAAGCAAUGUUGCCGAACCAUCCUGAUGAUCAACAGUCACUCAGUAACAUCGCCUUCUUCUAA